Penicillium cinerascens is the source of this 639-nucleotide messenger RNA. RefSeq lists its product as uncharacterized. The coding region runs from base 1 to 639 and encodes 212 amino acids. The record is from RefSeq and is a predicted model, not a curated record. NCBI's taxonomy places the organism in Eukaryota, Fungi, Ascomycota, Eurotiomycetes, Eurotiales, Aspergillaceae. The transcript has a single exon.
AUGAACGCCCCAGCCUGCCACUCUAGACAAGCCCGUGCCAGUCCCUCGCCGAGCCCAAGGGGAGAAGCCAUCAUGAGCUCUCGGAGAGCAUCUUGCGGAGGAAUCAGGAAAUGCGGUCGCUCCAAUUCAAGGAGCUCCGUGUCCAAGCAGCAAGUGGCACUUUCGUUAUCGAAGAAGGAGCUCAUCAUCGCCCUUGGUGGUAUCGAUCCCCAGUUCCCGUUCCCAUGCCUUCAAUCGAAUGAGGAUCCAGAACAAAGGAGCCGGGUUGUAUUCCGCGAUCCUGCCUCUUCUUUAUCUCAUCCCGGGUUCUUCUCCACGCCACCCGUGAUGAGGGACCAACAGACCGGUGUCUGCCAACCUGAACAACGUAAACUGCUGCCUCAGGCAACUUCAUCGAUCCAAUCCUCUACUUCUAAGCCGUCCAUGCAGAGAUGCAGCAAUUUCCUGGACAAUGUUUUGACGACAGCGGAAGAGCGCGCAUUUUUACGGAGUAUGAUGCCCACAAUAGCGACUCCGGCUGAGGAUGCCCUCGUGAAACCAGGGAGUGAGAGCGGACCUGAGGCCUUGGAACCUACACCACUGUUCGUCGCUCCAUCGCAGGUGGAAUACAACCCCUUUUUAAAUGCACCGAAAUGUUGA